Messenger RNA from Gekko japonicus, 1741 nucleotides. It is a transcript of the gene MNS1, whose product is annotated as meiosis specific nuclear structural 1. The coding region runs from base 1 to 1521 and encodes 506 amino acids. Gene Ontology annotation, biological process: cilium organization. The transcript is spliced from 9 exons. Gene Ontology annotation, cellular component: motile cilium. The record is from RefSeq and is a predicted model, not a curated record. NCBI's taxonomy places the organism in Eukaryota, Metazoa, Chordata, Lepidosauria, Squamata, Gekkonidae.
AUGGCGGCUUCCCUGCAGGCACUGCCCCGCAAGGGCGGGCGGCCGCAGCUUACGCCGGCCCAGCAGCUGGAGCGCCGGCAGCAUGAGGCCUACUUCCGGAGCCUGGCCGAGGAGGAGCACCAGAAGAGGGUGCAGCGCGUCCACCAGCUGGAGGUGAUGUGGGAGGCCGAGGACCGCGUGGAGCGCAAGCGCGUCACCCGGAUGCUGCAGGAGGAGGAGCAUGAGCAGCGCAUGGAAGAGGCCAUCCAGAGGGCAGAAGAGAAUAAAAGGCUGCGAGAACUGGAGUUGCAACAGGAGGAAAAACUGGCUGCGGAGUUGGCACGGCUCAAGCACGAGAAGCUGAAGGAUGAGAAAAUGAGGCAGCAAAUCAGAGAGACCAGUAUUGAACUCCGGGAGCUGGAGAGGAAGCUGAAAUCCGCGUACAUGAACAAAGAAAGGGCCGCCCAGAUCGCAGAAAGAGAAGCUCUGAAAUAUGAGCAGAUGAAGAGCGACGCGGAGCUGGCCAAGACCACGCGGGAAGCCCAGGAGCGGGCGGAGCAGGCGGAGGGCGCGGCGGAGACGAGGCGGAAUCAGGAGCGCCUGCUGUAUCAGCAAGAGCUGGAGAAGCAGCUGGAGGAGGGCGAGAGGCGGAAGCAGGCCGCCUACGAGGAGUUCCUCCGAGACAAGCUCCUGAUCGAUGAGAUCGUGAGGAAGAUCUACGAGGAGGACGAGAGGGCCAGGCAGGAGAGGCUGGAGAAGAAGCGGAUGACCCAGCGCUUCAUCGAGGAGUUCAAAAAGGACCAGGCGCUGCGGCGACAGAGGCAGCGCGAAGAGGUGGAGGAGGAGAAUCGGAAGAUCUUGGCCUUUGCCGACAUGUGGCAGCAGAGGGAGGACAAGCGGAUGACUCAAGUCCACGAGAACGAGGAGCGGAAGCGGCAGCUCCAGCAAAGGAUGGCCGAGCAGCUGGAGCGAGAACAGCGAGAGCGAGAGGAGCUGGAGGAGGUCCGUCAGGAGCUCUCUGUGGAGGAGCAGGCGGCCGCAGACCGGAAGAAGGAGCGGGACGAGAUGGAGAAGAAGAUCCGGCAGCGCCUGGAGCUGCGGCACUCCUACGAGGAGCAGCUGGCCCUGCAGGAGGUGCUGCAGCAGGCGAUGAGGGAGGAGGAGGCCGCCUUCCGCCAGGCCAUGCUGGCCAAGUUUGCGGAGGACGACCGGAUCGAGCAGAUGAACGCCCAGAAGCGGCGGAUGAGGCAGCUGGAGCACCAGAGGGCAGUGCAGCGGCUGAUCGAGGAGCGGCGCAAACAGUUCUUGGCGGACAAGGAGCGUGAGCUGGAGGAGAGGCAGAUGGAGGAGAGGAGGGCGGGCGCCGUGAAGGCCAUCGUGGAGGAAGAGCGCCGCAAGCUGCUUCAGGAACACGCCGUCAAACUGCUGGGCUACCUCCCCCGGGGAGUUCUUAAAGACGAGCAAGACGUAGACAUGCUUGGAGAAGAGUUCAGGCAAGUUUAUCAGAAGAGGAAAGAUGAGGGGCUUGCGCAAGACUCCUGAGGUGACGCAGCUUCACGGUAGCCCCGGCAGGCCGCGCCGGAGUCCGGGCAGGUGUCUUUCUCCCACUGUUUCGCCUUUUUUGGGGGGUGGGGAGUUCAUGCCCACUUGUACUUCAUGCUCCCUUUGGAAAGCGACCUCUGGGUUUAUCUCGACUUGACCAGCAGAGGUGCCUAGAAAGAUGAGCUGGCCAGAGGUCAGCAUUAAAUAUGCUUUCACUAAG